CUUCCGGGAGCCGCGUUACCGGCGCCUCGAAGGGGCCGGGUGGCCGAGGCCGGUCAUGGCGGCGGUGCCGCCGCCUUCCGCUCCGGGUGGCCCGGAGCCGCCUCCCCCGCCGCUGCAGUACAGCCUGCUGCUGCAGCAUCUGGUGGGCGAGCAGCGGCGGCCCCGCGCCUGGGACCCCGCCGCUCUCGGCGGCAUCCCCAGCCCGCCUAAAAGCGAGGAACAGAAGAUGGUGGAGCGGGCCAUGGAGAGCUGCGCCUUCAAAGCGGCGCUGGCCUGCGUGGGAGGAUUUGUUCUAGGAGGUGCGUUUGGUGUCUUCACAGCUGGCAUUGACACCAACGUUGGGUUUGAUCCCAAGGAUCCAUAUCGCACACCAACUGCAAAAGAGGUCCUCAAGGAUAUGGGGCAGCGAGGCAUAUCCUACGCGAAGAACUUUGCCAUUGUGGGUGCUAUGUUCUCCUGCACUGAAUGUGUGGUAGAAUCUUAUCGUGGAAAGUCAGACUGGAAGAAUAGUGUUAUUAGCGGCUGCAUCACCGGAGGAGCAAUCGGCUUCAGAGCUGGUUUGAAGGCAGGGGUUAUCGGCUGUGGUGGAUUUGCUGCUUUCUCCGCUGCAAUUGAUUACUAUCUACGGUAACAGCGGGAUCCCUUGGGAGCAAGUUUCCCUUUAGUUCCAGUGCUGCUGCUAAGAGCCUGCAUCACGUCAGAAGAACCAUCAGGGUUACCUUUCCACUGCCUUUGGAGUCCUGACCAGUGCAAGCUGGAUGGUGUUGGCCGCUUUUCCUGAAUGACUAACAAUAAUCUGGCUCUGAGCCCUGGCGUGCUGCUUCAGGCAGACUUGUGGGAGUACGCGAGGAUGGAGCCAGGCACAGUGAGCAGUAUCUCCAAGAUGGAUCAGCUGACUGUCAGUUUCCAGGAAACAAGCCUGGACUCUGAGCUUUUUCGAUCCUUUGGGUCUGAUUUUGAUUAAGGCUGUUGCUAGCAUCAAAAGAGACAGGAGGACAAUCUUCAAAAAGAAAUGCAGUGAUUUAGGUUACUGUGUAUUUGAAUGUGCCUCAAGUGUUUAACAGUUAUCAGUUUGCAGCUUGCUACUCUGUUGGGGAGAGGUAAGAUCCUGUGGAGAAAUAAGUUUGUUCCAGGCUUUUCUUAAAAUACCAGCUGAAGACAAA
This is a messenger RNA of Tyto alba (common barn owl), 1163 nucleotides long. RefSeq names its product translocase of inner mitochondrial membrane 22 (gene TIMM22). Bases 56 to 631 code for a protein of 191 amino acids. The transcript is spliced from 4 exons. The record is from RefSeq and is a predicted model, not a curated record. Lineage: Eukaryota; Metazoa; Chordata; Aves; Strigiformes; Tytonidae. Gene Ontology annotation, molecular function: transmembrane protein transporter activity. Gene Ontology annotation, biological process: protein insertion into mitochondrial inner membrane. Gene Ontology annotation, cellular component: TIM22 mitochondrial import inner membrane insertion complex.